CUUCCUGGGGUGCGAUGCAGCAGUACAUGCAAGUCCGUGACAUUUACUUAAGCCAUGUAACUCGUCAAAGAAUCGCGCGUUUGUAAAGAGUCAAGCUACUUAUUGAGAUCAGCGCGAGAAGUGGUGUGGAGUAGAGCGGUUUAUUGUUUGAGGAGAAUGUGUGUGUGCUGACAGCGGCACGAGCGGCAAAUCAGCAGCUCCUUAUAUCUGAGUAAGAGCACGCCAUGAAGAGAUCAGUAAGUUGGGAGUCUGGGGCUCUUUGACUGGUGCUGUUGUUGGUGCUGGCUGCCAGGUCAUGAAGAUCCGCUGGUCGAGGAAGGUGGCUUUCCUGGCCAAGGUCUGCUUCCUCUUUUCUCUGCUGUGGCUCUUCUACCUUCUUCUAGUUCGUUCGUCCCCUCAAUCUCUUCCUGAUAAAGAUGGUCAACAUGACAUCCUGGUCCGUGACCUUCCGUCCAUUAAGGUGGUGGACUCUGACAGCCUCCUGCGGCCCGUUUAUGAGAAGCAAACGCCAGACCCCAGUGCUCCUGGAGAAUAUGGCCGAGCCACUCGAUUGACCCUCAGCCCUGAGGAGAAGAAAGAGGAGGAGGCCAGCAUUGAGCGCUAUGCAAUCAAUAUUUUCAUCAGUGACAAGAUAUCUCUCCAUCGCCAUAUUCAAGACAACAGGAUGCAUGAAUGCAAAGCUAAGAAGUACAACAGCCGUCGUCUGCCUACAACAUCAGUGGUAAUAGCGUUUUACAAUGAGGCCUGGUCCACUUUACUCAGAACCAUCCAUAGUGUGCUGGAAACGACACCAGCCGUCCUACUGAAAGAGGUCAUACUUGUGGAUGACUUUAGCGACAGAGGCUAUCUGAAGUCACAGCUGGCUCAGUAUGUCAGUAACCUGGAGCGUGUUCGUCUCAUUCGCACCAAAAAAAGAGAAGGUCUGGUACGAGCCCGGCUCAUUGGCGCCACCUACGCUACAGGACACGUGCUCACUUUCCUUGACUGCCACUGUGAGUGUGUGCCUGGCUGGAUCGAGCCACUGCUGGAAAGCAACAAGUUUUGGCAUGCCGUGCCUGAAAUGGAUCGCAAGAUACGCAAAUCCAGAAUUGACCCCAUUAGGUCUCCCACAAUGGCAGGGGGCCUAUUUGCCGUCAGCAAGGCCUACUUUGAGUAUCUGGGCACUUACGACAUGGGAAUGGAGGUCUGGGGAGGAGAGAAUCUGGAACUUUCUUUCCGGGUGUGGCAGUGUGGAGGGUCUUUAGAAAUUCACCCAUGCUCCCACGUGGGUCACGUGUUCCCCAAGAAAGCACCGUACUCCCGAUCCAGCUUCCUUCAGAACACUGUCCGUGCUGCAGAGGUUUGGAUGGACUCUUACAAGCAGCACUUCUACAACCGAAACCCUCCAGCACGCAAGGAAUCGUAUGGGGAUAUAUCUGAAAGGAUUGUGCUGCGAAAGCGGCUUCAGUGUAAGAGUUUUGAAUGGUACCUGCAGAACAUCUACCCCGGCCUGCAUGUGCCAGAGGACAGGCCUGGUUGGCACGGAGCGGUGCGUAGUGCUGGAGUUCACUCUGAAUGUCUGGACUAUAAUGCCCCGGACCACAACCCCACAGGAGCUCACCUUUCCCUGUUUGGCUGCCAUGGUCAAGGUGGUAAUCAGUACUUCGAGUACACAUCUCAAAAGGAGAUUCGGUUUAACUCCGUGACAGAGCUGUGUGCUGAGGUUCAGGAUGGAAUGACACACAUAGGGAUGAAGCAUUGUCCGCAUGACGGUGCUCCCAGACCUCCUGGCAUCAUAUGGGAUUUCAAAGAUGAUGGCAGCAUAUAUCACCCUCAUUCAAACAUGUGUAUCACCUCCUACCGCACAGAAGACGGCCGUGCAGAUAUCCAGAUGAGAAGUUGCUCUCCUGGAGACAAACACCAGCGCUGGAGCUUUGAGUGACUUUAAAACCCACGUGAACUUGGAUGUAAGUGCAAUUAUCAAAAAGAAUGUCACUUCUGACUUGGCAUUAAAAAAGGAGUGAAGAACAGGCAUAAAAAUGGGACCCAUCCAUCCAUAUAGUGCCUUUGCAAACCAAAGUGGACAUACUUGUAGUGCCAAUUCUUGCGUUUCCUUGUUAGAGACAUUCAAUGUGCUAUUCUAAGUCCAAAGUGCAUAUUAGAACUAUUAAUAACACACUGUAGCAAAUUCAACCAUCCAGCGUGUUGGAACAGCAUUUUUGUUUACACUGAUGCACUAUACGCUUCUAGUGAAUCAUUAGACUCAGCAGUAACUAAUCUUUAGAUCUACUGCACAGCAAUUUUAUUUAAUUGUAUCAGAAGUGACUGAUUUGAGGAUGUCGUGAGUGGGUUUGUCUUGAUUGUCAUCUGUUGUUCUCUUGUUAUAUUUUUGUGUCAUUUUGAGGCUGUUUUUGUAUUACUAGGGAAUUUAGGAUCUUUUCACCUUAUUUUGUGUAAGCUGCAUGGACUAUUUUGGCACACUGGUGUUGUGGAUCUGUACCAGCAUUUUAAGGGGCCGUUUACACGACAACGUUUUCAACCAAA
Molecule: messenger RNA, 2523 nt
Organism: Sinocyclocheilus anshuiensis
Lineage: Eukaryota; Metazoa; Chordata; Actinopteri; Cypriniformes; Cyprinidae
Product: polypeptide N-acetylgalactosaminyltransferase 4-like
Exons: 12
Coding region: 296-1921 (541 amino acids)
Biological process (GO): protein O-linked glycosylation
Cellular component (GO): Golgi apparatus
Molecular function (GO): polypeptide N-acetylgalactosaminyltransferase activity
Source: RefSeq, a predicted model, not a curated record